UAAUCCAAGAGAUCAGAUAAAGCUACUUUGACAGCACGAGGAAUCUUCAGUGGAACGAAUAGCCACAUGUGCAAAACAAAAAACUAUUUUAUAAGAAGAUAAUUUAUACAGAGAAUGGUUUUGAUGAUUAAAGUGAAAAGAGGACAAUGAUUUUAUAAAUGAUAGUAUAAAGGAAAACAUUUUGUUGUUCAAGAGAAGGUGAAACAGUUUUCAGAACUUUAGCUUCAGUUUGUUCUAAUUUUCGAGAAGUAUUCCAACAUAUGUAAGAUGUUUGCCAGAAGCAGAAUCGUGCUUAGCUGCACGAAUAUUACAACAAAAUACUAUGUAUUUCCAUUAAUAAGUAAUUUACAAAAAUUUUUAAUAAAGGAUCAGUCUUCAGUCUCAAUAGCUUCUGUACACAAUCUAGUGGUUGGUAAAUCAGCAUCAUUGAUAAAGGAACCAGUUUUGCCUGCCAACAGAUAUGUCUUAAGAACGCAUACAUGUGGUGAACUGACACUUAAGAAUGUUGGAGAAGAAGUGAGAUUAAGUGGCUGGAUGGAAUUUCAGAGAAUGAAAAAGUUUGUAACAUUAAGAGACUCGUAUGGAUCAACACAGUUGCUUAUACCAGAAGAUAGAAAGGAUUUGGCAGAAAUUAUACAGAAUUUAUCUUUCGAAAGUGUCUUAAGCAUAGUAGGCAAAGUCGUAUCAAGACCUGAAGGCCAGCAGAAUAAGAAAAUGAAAACGGGCGAUAUAGAAGUGUAUGUAGAAUCUCUGAAGGUUCUAAACGUAGCAUCGCAAAAUCUUCCACUGUUCAUUAGAGAGUAUAACAAAGCCAAGGAGAGUCAGCAAAUGAAAUACAGAUAUCUAUCGUUAAGAUACCCCGAACUGCAAAAAAAUUUAAGAUUACGUUCUUCCUUCAUUAUGAAGAUAAGAGAAUUCCUGAUAAAUGAAUGUAGCUUUGUGGACAUCGAGACGCCCACGCUGUUUAAAAGUACACCAGGGGGCGCGCAAGAAUUUAUAGUGCCCACGAGACAACCGGGUAAUUUCUAUUCAUUGGUACAAAGUCCUCAACAGUUUAAACAGCUUCUCAUGAUUGGCAGCUUUGAUAAGUACUUUCAAAUCGCUCGAUGUUACAGAGACGAAGGCGCUAGGCAUGAUAGACAGCCAGAGUUUACGCAAUUAGAUAUUGAAAUGUCGUUCGUUGAUCGAGACGGAGUAAUGAGUUUAAUUGAAAAUUUAUUAAUGUACUCAUGGCCAGAAGAAUUAGGCUCCAUAAAAGUGCCUUUCAAACUCAUGAUGUAUGAAGACGCAAUGGAAUUGUAUGGUAGUGAACAACCGGAUUUGAGGAUACCGUAUCAAAUACAAGAUCUCACACAUAUGUUUGAUCUACCAAUAUUAAAGGAAGCUGUGAAACCUAAAGAUGGUGAACAGAAAGUGUACGCGUUAGUUUUUUCAAAAAAAUCGAAAUACUUAACAAAAUCUGUCAGAGAGGAACUCUCGAAGAUUCGUAGUGAUUAUUUCCAUACUACGAGACUAGUUCAAUUAAAAAUUGAAAGCAAUUCGUGGAGAGCACAGUUAGAUAAAUUUAAAUCGAAAUCUGCUACUAUAGCGGAAGAUGUAUCACAGUAUUGCAAGUUGGAGGAAGGGGAUGUACUAUUAUUAGCAAUUGGACAUCGAAUGGAUGCAUUAAAACUCUUAGGAAAGCUACGUAUCGAAUUUACAAAUAUAUUAGAAGCAAAAGGUGAACAGAUACGUUCGUCCGAAACUGAACUUUUAUGGAUCACGGACUUUCCGUUGUUCACAUUCGAAGAAUGUACACUGCAAUCAACGCAUCAUCCAUUUACGCAACCGCAUCCAGAUGACAUGGAAUACCUCACAACUGAUCCUCUAAAGGUGAGAGGUUUACAUUACGAUCUGGUUAUGAACGGAACGGAAAUAGCGGGUGGUUCCAUUCGAAUCCAUGACGCAAACUUGCAGCGAGAAGUAUUGAGGAUGUUAAACAUAGAUGAAACAAAAUUAUCGCACAUGCUCGAAGCAUUGACUUACGGAGCCCCACCUCAUGGUGGAAUAGCCAUAGGAUUGGAUCGACUCGUUUGUUUACUUUGUAAUGCAAAAAGUAUAAGGAGCGUUAUAGCUUUUCCAAAAACGAUGGAAGGACGAGAUCUAAUGUCCGGAGCACCUGAUGUCAUUUCAGACGAGUUGAAGACUUUGUAUCAUAUACAAACGGUGAAAAAAGUGUCGUAAAAUUUUCUUUUUUAUAACAGGUUUGUAUUAUGUGUAUAUAUAUAUAUA
Messenger RNA from Pogonomyrmex barbatus (red harvester ant), 2271 nucleotides. RefSeq names its product aspartyl-tRNA synthetase, mitochondrial (gene AspRS-m). Gene Ontology annotation, molecular function: nucleic acid binding; ATP binding; aspartate-tRNA ligase activity. Gene Ontology annotation, biological process: aspartyl-tRNA aminoacylation. Lineage: Eukaryota; Metazoa; Arthropoda; Insecta; Hymenoptera; Formicidae. Gene Ontology annotation, cellular component: cytoplasm; mitochondrion. The record is from RefSeq and is a predicted model, not a curated record.